AUGGCUGAUAGGCUUCAUGGAGCCCUCACUGAUAUUAUAUCUCCGAACCAAUCAGCCUUUGUCCCCUCAAGAUUGAUUUCAGACAAUGUUCUUAUGGCCCAUGAGAUGUUCCACUACAUCAAGAAGCGGAAAAAGGGAAGCAAAAAGCUCAUAUCCUUGAAGCUGGACAUGGAGAAGGCUUAUGAUUGCCUCGAAUGGAGUUUCAUUGAAGAAGUGUUGCUGAAAUUGGGCUUUCACACCAAGUGGAUUUCUUUAGUCAUGGCCUGCAUUAGAUCGGCUAGUUACAAACUCUUUGUCAAUGGGAACUUAAGCUUAAUGAAGUGUGCAACCUCAAGGAUUGCCUUGAUAUCUAUUGUGAGGCCAGUGGACAAGCCAUAA
Messenger RNA from Telopea speciosissima, 378 nucleotides. RefSeq lists its product as uncharacterized. Bases 1 to 378 code for a protein of 125 amino acids. The record is from RefSeq and is a predicted model, not a curated record. NCBI's taxonomy places the organism in Eukaryota, Viridiplantae, Streptophyta, Magnoliopsida, Proteales, Proteaceae. The transcript is spliced from 2 exons.